Molecule: messenger RNA, 411 nt
Organism: Ambispora leptoticha
Lineage: Eukaryota; Fungi; Glomeromycota; Glomeromycetes; Archaeosporales; Ambisporaceae
Source: the annotation of a GenBank genome assembly
AUGCGUGGAACAAAACGACAGCGAGAACCAGAAAAUCAAGAGGUAGAAGGUGCGCAAGUUAAUGAUUACUACGCAAACGGGAUAAAUAGCAGUGCUGAUGGUGGUUAUGGUGGUGAGGAGAAUAUUUUGAGGAAGGAUAAUAAGGGAAAGGGAAAAGGUAAGGCAGUGAUAAAGGUUGAUGUUAAUCUGAAGCAUAUCGUGCGCAGUAGUAACGCAAAAAGACAAAGAUUCGAGGCUGAAGAAGAAAUCUCCAGAGCAUUGCUAACAUACGAUGAUUCCUCGUCGAGCUCCUCAUCUUCCGAAUCUAACGUGGCCACGCCUGUAUCAUAUUCUCCUCCUUAUUAUGAGCAAUUCAACGUCGAAUCGAAUACAUUUCAUUUUCCGUACAAUCGAUCAUCACAACAAACGAAU